CGUGCGUGUGUGUGUAGAGUUGUGUGUGGAACAGACGCUGCUGGUUUCUAGAGAGCAGCACAGGAAGAGGCAGAGUUCAGAUCGUGUUAGACCUUCUAAGGUGAAAGCAGGCAGCUCUUCCAAACCUACAUGUGUGCGGCUGCCUUUCUGGAUUGGUUUUAUUUUCCCAUCCUGUGGUUUGUGGAGUGUUGACGUCCUGCUUUUGAUUUUGAUCGUGGCGGUUCCCGGUGUGGCCUAGCCAGUGGUGCUAGUGGCAGUGGUGAGCUACAGGGCUGCAUGCCAUGGGCUGUGUCUUCUCCCUGCCAGAGGACAGGAUAGAUGCUGCUGAGAGAGCACCCACCACAAGAGAGACCAGCUUCAUUGAGAAAAUGAAGAAAACGGGCAAGAACAUCAUCGUGUUCUACGGCUCCCAGACCGGCACAGGAGAGGAAUUUGCCAACAGACUGUCCAAAGACGCUCAGCGCUAUGGCAUGAAAGGAAUGGCUGCUGAUCCAGAGGAGUAUGAAAUGGGGGAGAUGUCCCGUCUGUCUGAGAUCAACAACUCCCUCGCCAUAUUUUGUAUGGCCACCUAUGGUGAAGGAGACCCAACAGAUAACGCCCAGGACUUCUAUGACUGGCUGCAGGAAAAUGAUGAUGAAGACCUCUCUGGACUGAACUACACUGUGUUUGCUUUGGGAAACAAGACUUAUGAGCACUACAAUGCAAUGGGAAAAUAUGUUGAUAAAAGGCUGGAAGAACUCGGGGCCAAUCGCAUCUUUGACCUCGGUUUAGGAGACGAUGAUGGCAAUCUGGAAGAGGACUUUGUUUCAUGGAGAGAGCAGUUCUGGCCGGCCGUCUGUGAGCACUUUGGAGUUGAAGCCUUAGGAGAUGAAUCAAGUAUACGGCAGUACGAGCUGAAGGAACACACUGACAUCAACAUGAACAAAGUGUUCUCAGGAGAAAUCGGCCGCCUGAAGAGUUUUGAGGUUCAGAAGCCGCCCUUUGAUUCGAAAAACCCUUUCCUGGCUCCAGUCACUGUCAACCGCAAACUCAACAAAGCCGGUGAUAGACAUCUUAUGCACUUGGAACUAGACAUAACAGGCUCCAAGAUCAGAUAUGAGUCAGGAGACCACGUUGCCGUUUUCCCCACCAAUGACUCUGCGUUGGUGAACAAGCUUGGACAAGUCCUUGGAGUGGACCUUGAUCUGGUUAUCUCUCUUAACAACCUUGAUGAGGAGUCCAACAAGAAGCAUCCUUUCCCCUGCCCCACCACCUACCGCACGGCCCUCACUCACUACCUGGACAUCACACACCCUCCUCGCACUAACGUCCUGUACGAGCUGGCUCAGUACGCCUCGGACCCCAAAGACCAGGAGAAUAUGCGCAAGAUGGCUUCUUCCUCACCUGAGGGCAAGGCGCUCUACCAGAGUUGGGUGCUGGAUGCCUCGAGAAACAUCCUCGCCAUCCUGGAGGACAUGCCUUCUCUGAGGCCUCCCAUCGACCACCUGUGUGAGCUGCUGCCUCGUCUGCAGGCUCGCUAUUAUUCCAUCGCUUCCUCCUCAAAGGUUCACCCCAACAGCAUUCACAUCUGUGCCGUGGUGGUGGAGUACAAGACCUCGACCGACCGCAUCAACAAAGGAGUCGCCACCAACUGGCUGAAGAACAAACUGGUCAGUGACAACGGCCACAAGUCCACCGUCCCCAUGUACAUCCGCAAGUCUCAGUUCCGUCUGCCCUUCAAAGCCACAAACCCCGUGAUCAUGGUCGGACCUGGGACAGGAAUCGCUCCCUUCAUGGGUUUCAUCCAAGAGAGGGGCUGGCUCAAAGAACAAGGAAAGGAGGUGGGAGAGACGGUGAUGUUUUUCGGCUGCAGAUAUAAGAAUGAGGAUUAUAUCUACCAGGAGGAGCUGGAGGAAGCAGAGAGGAAAGGAGUUCUCACUCAGCUUAAUGUGGCCUUCUCUAGAGACCAGGAGCAAAAGGUGUACGUACAGCAUCUCCUCAAACAAAAGAAGGAGGACAUCUGGAAGCUGAUUCACCAAGACAACGCUCAUAUCUACAUCUGCGGGGAUGCAAGGAACAUGGCUAAGGAUGUGCAAGCGGCCUUCUAUGAGAUGGGAGAAGAACUGGGAGGCAUGACGCGCACACAGGCCACAGAUUACAUCAAGAAACUGAUGACCAAGGGACGCUACUCACAAGAUGUCUGGAGUUAAAGAGCCUCGGACUCAGUCUAACUGCUCGACUGGUGGUUUUUAAAUUUUCUAUUUGUAUCGUGUCUUGUUUUAUCAGGACUGAAUAUAAAACAUUAAACACUUGUUCAUUACCCUGGUUCAUGAGAGCUACAGGUAGUAGAAGCUCGUGAGGCAAACACUACCUCAGCAGGUUUAGUUCAUACAACACAUAUUAACACAUGUAUUUCUUAUGUAUACUUCAUUAUGGAUCUGGACCACCAUCUUGUGUCUCCUUUGAGCCGCGGUCUCAGACCAAAUACCGGUUCCCUAGUCUAGUUUUCAAGAGUUUCUGAUAUAAAUGAAUGGAUUUGUGUAAUUGGGGGCUUGACUGCACCUCUGGGUGCUCGGGGGGUCGGGUGUGGCACCCUACUGGCUUGAAGUUCCUCUGUCAGUCAUGCAAAUGAAGCAUUUUUUUAUUAAUGAGGCAAUCAGAGCAGCUUUAUAAACCGAUGACUGAGACAGACACCUCUGUAUGUACAUUAUAUUAUUCCACUGUGAACAUUAAGAUUUCCAUUGAAAAUUUAUAAAGCGCAUUCAGUUUGCCAUCUUGAGAUAUUUGUAACUUUUAUCUAACUGAUUAACAGACAGUAGACGUAACACCACAGCAGAUAGUGGAGCGUUCCUGGUGCAGUGUGAACACUCGUUCCCCUUUUCCAACAACAUGGAGCUGGUUCCUUUCCGGUUUUUCUCACCUAAAUUUUGAACAGUUUGGAGCACUUUGACCAAAAAUAAAUUGGCUCAGAAUCUGAAAAGGUGGUUCUCAGCUGGAACCAAAAGGUUGCAGGUUUUCCUUUUUAAAGUUUGAACCAUCACAUCAGUGGGCGUGUUAUCUUGUACAGGUUGGAACGAGAGGAAGUCUAUAGUUUUUAUACAUCUUCUUGUCAUUAAUAGUUGGUUCCUGCUGUCAGUAAUAACCAAGUGACAACCUUCGCAGCUGAAGAGUAAAGCUGACGUGGAAGUGGCAAAAGCCGCAGUUCCUUGGAUGACCACUUGAGGCUGGCUCCAAAAUCGUGUCAAUCCCCAUAGACCCCCAUGAUAAAAUGCUCAACUUUACAGCAGGAAUAAAUGUGUUCUGGCUGGCUAGCCUGCCUCAGCUCAAUGCCUAUGCGGUCUAUGGUAAUAACAAACCAAAACUUUGCAGGUAAUCAGUGUGAUGUGCUGCCUUAUUGCUAUUUACUUAGUUGUGCAUUGUGCAACGCUGUCCAUUAAUGAUCACAAACUGGUGAAAGGUUUACCACAGCUCUGAACGGAGCCAGUUCAAGAACCAGAGCUAAUUUGGUGGAAAAGGGGUUUUUGAGACGCUUUAGACAUGAAAAGGUGUCGACUUUAGUUUCUCUCAGAACCAAUCUUGUUGUACUUUGAGAGUUCAAUUAAAUGUGUUUAGAACAUUCAUAUAAAUUCUGAGUGAAAAAUGUUUAAUGUAACAUACUGGCAUUAUGGGUACUAUUAUGUUUACCUUUGUAUUUUGACAAGGGAUUUUGCCUGUUAUGCAUAAAUUGCUGUUUAUUUUAAUCAGUAAUGGUAACCUUUAAAAGGCACAAAAAGUGAUGCAAAGGGGAAUAUCAGUUAGAGAAAAAAAAUAGAGAUUAUGUGCAUUUUUAUUUACCAUAAAAUCCUUUAAACAUGGUGAAGGUGGUGUAGGUACCCGAUUAUAUUUUUAAAAUGUUCUUUGAAAUGUUGGCUUUGUAAACAAGAUCUGUCCUCCUGAAUAGUGGUUGUUUAUUUUAUAUGCAUCUGUCAACAGAGGAGUAUGAAAUCCAUUUGUCAUGUGGCAGUAACAGACGUAUGACUUCCACCUCUGUUUAUCUCUAUUUUUUUAAUUUUAAUUUUGUGUCGAAUCACAUAUGCACCACUACAUUACAAGACGUAUAAAAACAUCUUGUGUGUCUCCCAGCAUCUGUCCGUCAGUGCUCAUCUCAGUACUUCUGUGUGAAUAGGACGAGGUCAACAAACCAGUUAAAGUGCAGCCUGUGCCUUUUUAACACUGCCUUAUGUAUGAAGUUAGCAUUUUAACCCUGAUGCUUCACUGUCUUUUUCAUAGCUUUUUUUUUUCUUCCAUGCUUACAUUUUCAUAGAAAGUCACUUUACCCAAUUCUGUUGCUUUUUGUUUUGUCAUCCCACUAUAUGAUGUAAUUAUUUGAUUUUAUCCAGGCAUGCAUUUUUUAAUGAAUAAAAUUGGAAUAAAU
Centropristis striata (black sea bass) is the source of this 4393-nucleotide messenger RNA. It is a transcript of the gene porb, whose product is annotated as P450 (cytochrome) oxidoreductase b. Gene Ontology annotation, biological process: response to hormone. Lineage: Eukaryota; Metazoa; Chordata; Actinopteri; Perciformes; Serranidae. Gene Ontology annotation, molecular function: NADPH-hemoprotein reductase activity; FMN binding; flavin adenine dinucleotide binding. Gene Ontology annotation, cellular component: cytosol. Bases 282 to 2189 code for a protein of 635 amino acids. The record is from RefSeq and is a predicted model, not a curated record. The transcript has 15 exons.